Molecule: messenger RNA, 9771 nt
Organism: Stylonychia lemnae
Lineage: Eukaryota; Ciliophora; Spirotrichea; Sporadotrichida; Oxytrichidae
Source: the annotation of a GenBank genome assembly
AUGUUACAAUGUAACUCUUGCAGUGAUGGCCAAUAUCUGCUUAAUCAUUAGUACUAAAUGGGUGAAUUAAGUACAAAGGGUGUGGAGGAUAUUGCUAAUCGUGCAAUCUUAAGUAUGGCUGUGAAAAAUGCCCUGGCUAAGAGUAGAGCAUAGGAUGGGUAGUUUCUAAGCAAGGAUAUGAUAACCUAUUUCUAACAGACUUUUAAACUUGCCAAAGCAAUUUAUAGGAGUGGAUUAAAAGCAUUGAUAACAGUACAUGUAGUUAAUAUAGCCAAGCUGAACAGAAUUGUCGUGACUAAUCAGAAAUUUGCGUGGAUGCAGCAAGUAAAUAAAGCUGCAAUCAAUGUAAAUACGGCUAUGGACUAUUUGAAGACAUCCAGACUGGCUCUAAAACUUGUCAUUUGUACUUUUAAAAUGGAUAUAAAUACUUCAAAAAUUAUUCAAGAUAAGAUUAUAGCAUGCCUUGAUAGUUACGUUGAUUCUGACUCUGGAUCAUGUACAACUAAUUGUGGGAUAGGGAGAUAUGGAAAAGUUACCUUUUCUAAGAAAGGAGUGAUUUAAACAUCAAUAUGUGACACUGGAUCUUCCUUACCUAAAAAGACUUAUGGAAAAUGCCUUCUUAAAUCAGGAUCAAUGCAAGCAGAAAUAUUCGCUUAUGAAAUUGGUGCUCCUUUUUAAAAUGCAGAGAUUACUAUAAAGUUGUUUCCAGGAAAAACUCAUUAAAUUGAAAGGUUUGAUUCAAACAUUUAUCUUCCAAGAUAUUAUGAUUAGAUCUCAAAUUCGAUAAAGAUUACUAUCGACUCCUUAGAUGGUUAAACUGUAAAAGUUCUACAUAAAAUGAGAGAUUAAUUCAAGAUGCUAGUAGGAGGAGGUCUCACUAUAAGAAACAUAGAAUUUGAUGCAACUGAUUCGAUAAUUGAUUCAUAAUUAUUAAUAUCUCCAAGUUAACUCCUGUCUAGUGAAUUCUAGUGCUUGCUAAAUAAUAAGAUUAAUUGCUGCAACAUCUAGUUCAAUGAAGAUAGUCCAAUAAUCAUAGGAUAAUCUUAUUGCCAAUUUCAGGAAUUUAGUAACUUUUAUUAUGAUUUCACAAGUUUGAUAGAAAUAGAAACCUCUUUGAUACAUUUUGAAACAGAUUAAGAUAUUGAUAUUACUAUGACUGAUUGCUAUUUUGAUAAUAACUUACUAUACAAAAACAUUUCAACUGAUGGUCAAAAUGAUUUAGUUCAAAUUGGAAAGAUUAUACAUUCAAAAGGCUCUGGAAAAUUAAAUAUUCUUUUAUAAUAACUGAUUUGGACUAUUGAUUUAAUGGACCUUAAAACUUACAAAAGUAAUAGUAUCAUUUACUACAACAAAAAUAAUAGUAGACUUAACUUGACCGAUUUUUAAAUUGAAUUUUUGAGUAGCAAUGAUAUUUCUUUGAUAGUACUAGAUUUGAUUUAAUUUCUUGCUUUUGAUAAUGUUACCAUUAUUAAAAUUUAAACAUAGAGAAAUGGAUAACUUAUUAAAACGAGGGCUAAAGAUUCUAUAGUAUAUUUAAGAAAUUCUAAUUUUAACUGCCAGGAUGAGUUGGAUUAAGUCAGCAUAAUCGAUGGACUAGAUGUUUUAGAUUCUUAUAGUUUGAUAGAUUCUGUUGGAUAGAUUGAAAUAAAUGGAUAUAAUAACUCCUUCAAAAACUGCUAUGCUUCUGAAUCUGGAGGAGUUUUUAGCCUAUAGGAUGGUACAAAUUUAAUAGACUAAUUUUCUAACUACACUUCAAUAAGUUCAUAAUAAGGAGGUGUGGUUUAUUGCAUAAAUUGUUCAAUGAACAUGAGCUAUUGUUUGUUUGAAAAUAUAGUGACUAUUAAUGGUGGAGUAGUUUAUGUUGAAGGAAUAUCAACCUUUUUCAUGGAAAAUAGCUUAUUGUUAAAUUUGUUUGCAAAAUAAAGUGGGAGUAUGAUCUAUAUGAUAAAUUUAAUUAAAAGUGAAGCUACAAAUACGUAAGCAAUGAUAAAUAACUGUACAAUUUAAAAAGCACAGUCUAUGUUUGAUGGAGGAUUGCUGUAUCUUGAUUCAUUUGGAGUGUAGAUUAUAAUUUAGGAUAGUACUUUCUCAGAUAUUUAAUCUAAUCAGGGUAAUGGAGGAAUUUUCUAUGUUAAUGAAGCAACUUUACUCUCUAUUUAAAAUACAAGCUUCUAAAAUUAUGAAGCCCAUAAGAAUGGAGCUAUUUUAUAUUCAGAAUCAUAAAGAAUUAUGAUUAGCAUUUCAUCUAGUAACUUCACCUAAAAUCAAAAUGACUAUGAGACCUCUGUAGAUGAUAUGGACUCUGCUCUAUAUGAAUUUAACAGUGGAGCUAUUUAUAUAAAAAACGCCUUACAAGUUAUUUUCAGAAAUAACAUUUUUAGAAAUCAUUUUAGACCCUUUUAGGGUGGAGUUAUGUAUCUAGAGUCAACAACAUUUCAAGAUAAAGAUUCAAUAUAUAACAAUAGUUAUGCUUAUUUCGGAGGUGCAAUGUAUUUUUAUAGUAUGAAUUCUAUAACUCUAGAUUCAGUUAUAUUUGAGAAAAAUCAUGCUUUUAGUGAUGGAGGUUCUAUAUUUAUUGAUGAGCAAAAUGGAAAUUUGAGUUUCAAUAAUAUCACUAUUACAAGGAGUACUUCGAACAUAUGGGGUGGAGCUAUAAUAUUUUAAUCUUAUUCUAAUCAAGAAGAAAAAAGCUUUGAAAUUAUUGGAGGAAAAUUUUCAUUUAUUCAAAGCUAUUCAAGUGGACUGAUGUUUUUUACAGACUAUAAUGCUUAAUUGAUAAUUAAAGAUGCCUAUAUCUAGGAUAUUUAUACAAGAUAAGCUUUUGCAAUAUCAGUCUUAGGAGCUAGAAAUGUUUAUAUUUCCAAUCUAGAUAUCAAUAAUAUAUUCUUAUUUGGAUCUAUCAAAUAGAGUUUUUUGGGUGCUUUAGAAAUUACAGAAAAUAUAUAUAUUACUUCGUCUAUCUUUAAUUGUGUCAACAAUAACCUGACCUACAAAGCUUAAUAAGCAACCAUUAUUGCAGAUGAAAUAUUUUUUAAUCAAAAUUAGUAACUCCCAGGCCCAUUUAUUAUUGCUUAAUAUUUUCCUUAAGCAAUGAUCAAUAAUUUAACUGUUAGAAACUGCUAAAUAGUAAACUUUAUCUAAAAAUCUGUAAUUACUAUGGACGUGGGUGUAAAUCUUUUUAUCGAUAUUAAUUCAACGUAUGAGAAUAUUCAAAAUCCUUACCCUUCUGUAUACUAAAUUAAUUAUGCAAAGGCCUAUCUAUACAACAACACUUACAUCAAUUUGAGUUCUUAAUAAUAUGGAAUGUUAUAUUCCUACCAAAGUUUCAUUUUCAUUUAAGGAAUAUAUGCAAAGAACGUGUCAUGCUUAUCAGUAAAAAGUAAUUGUGGUGUGCUACAAUUUUUAAUGAAUAGAUAGAGUCCUAAUAGGAUUUAAACUUACAGAAAAUAUACUGUCAGAAAUUCAACUUUUAUUGAUAUCAAAAGCAACUCUUAAGGAUCUUUUCUAUAUUUUGAUGACGCACGAGCGAAAAGCUUGGAAUUUUAAUCAAUAACAAUAAUUAAUCCAACUCUCUCAGUUUAAGAAGAUUAAUCAACUUACUAAUCGAACUUAAUGUAUUUAAUAAGAUACCCAACAGGAUUACAAAUCUAGUUUAAUUCACUAAAAGGCUAUCAAUAAACUACAAUAUCUGGCAUGCGCACAAAUGGAGAUAUACUAUUAUUUUUAAAUCAGCCUAACAUGAAUGUCUACUUUAAUGAUACAAUCUUUGAUUGCCAAGGAUAAAGCAGCAAUGAAUAAAGUUAGAAUAAUGUUCUCUUCAUGAUUGGUAUAUAGCCGACUUCAACAUUGUAUACUAAGAAUUGCAUCUUUAAAAACUGUUAGUAUUCAAAUCUUCAAACAUUGAUAAAUAUUAAUUCUGGCCUUUAUCAAGAUGAUGGUUCAAUAUUUAUAAACUCAUCCUUGAAAAAUGGAACAAUAGCUCAAACAAAUGGAUUAGGUAAUUUGACUUUAAAGAAUUCUAAGAUAAUAAAUUGCAGUUCACAGACAAUUGAUGUUGGUUUAAUUUAUCAUUCAAGCUUUGGCAGUGUUUUGCUAGAAAAUGCUUAAUUUCAAGAAAUAAUUACUCGUUCAAAUGGAGGUAUCAUAACCACAACUUUGACUUCAGAUUAGCCUCUUAAUUCAUCAAUUACCAUUAAAAACUGCUAUUUUCUGAACAUACAGUCUAAUCAAGGAGGUUUAAUAUAUUCUAGUAAUUAAAGAGCAAUAAUUAAAAUUCAGAACACUUAGGUUAAAAAUAUCUUUGGAAUUUUUUCGAGCUCAAUAAUACAUAUAUAGAAAGCUGUUUAAGUAGAAAUUUUAGAUUCCCAUUUCCAGAACUUCCAUGCUCCCUAAGCAGGACUCCUCUUCUCAGAAUAUUCUGCUUUUACCUUGAUUAUUAAAAGAUCUGAGUUUGAUAAUAAACUUGGCUUAACUUUUGAAGAGUUAAAAUCAAAGUUUUAGUUAUAUAGAUAAGAUGAUGAUCUUCUUUCAGCUUAGAACUACUUCACAUUCAAAAAUGGAAUAGCAUGCAUUCUUGAACAAAAUAUUUUUAGAUACCUUGGAAUGUCUAGAAAUGGAGGAGUUUUUCUACUAGAAAAUACUCUUUUGACAGACUAUGAUUCUACUUUUGAGUAUAAUAUGGCCUAACAAGGAUCAGCAAUAUACCUUGCAACUGCUAAGGCUGAUUUAAAAGCUACCAAAUUUGAAAAUAAUAUUGCAAAUAUUGGUGGAAGUAUAUAUGCAGUUGCUAACUCUAUAAUAAAUCUCAAUGAUUGCUUAUUUAGAAAUAACCAUGCUUUUGAAUCUGCAGGAGUGAUCUAUAUAUCCAGCUAAUCAGUCCUUCAUACGAAGAACACUUUAUUUACAAAGAAUAAUGCACCAGAAAGUUCUGUUAUCUAAGUACUAAGUUCUCCUUCAGAUUAAAAUAUAACUAUAUAAUCAUCAGAAUUCAGCUAUAAUAAUGCCUCUUCAAAUACUAUGUCUUUUAUGUUUGCAUAAGUUUGGAUAGAAGGUUCAGAAUUCUUAAUGAAUGAUGCUAAAUUCAAAACCAGAAAUAUAAUGUGUGGUUAUUCCAAUGUUACUAUCAAGGAUUCAUAAUUUUAACAUUAAAAUUCUAAAUACAGUUUCAAUGAUAUGACUACAGGUUCAUUUAUUUUUCUAUCCUUUGAAGUGUUCAUAGAUAUUAUAAGAACUUAGUUUAAGAAUGGAAUAAGUCUUGAAGGAGGAGCUAUUUACAUUUUAGGUAAUAUCUAUGUUAACAUAUAAUCUUCAAAGUUUAUUAACAAUCUAGCUCUUUCUAACGGAGGUGCUGUUUAUAGUUCAGGAUUUCAAGAUAUCUAUAUUGGAAAUAAGACACUAUUCUAAGAUAACUAAGCUCUUGAAUCGGGUGAAGAUAUUUAUAUUUCUAAUUCCUUUAACAAAAUUAGAAUCGAUUAGGUUACUAUAAAUAAAAUCAAUUCAAAAAACUCAAUCUUGAUUGAAAAUGCAAUACUAGAAGCAAGUAAUAUAUUAAUAACUGAUACUAAUAGCGAAAGCCAAACAUCAUAAGGUAAUGGUGCUGGGAUAAAAUGCUAGAACUGCAGAGGUUUGUCAAUAAUGAAUUCAAAAUUUUAGAAUUUAAGAUCAUAAUAAGGUGGGUGUCUUUACAUAACAGAGUCUGAAAGUAAUAAAGAAUCUAAUUCAAUAAAUUUAAGCCAUAAAUACAAGAUUGAAAACACUACGUUUUCAAACUGUUCUGCAUUACUAGGUGGAGCCAUCUUUGCUAAUAACCCUUAAUCUUUAAUCAUUACCAGUUCAAUAUUUUAGAGCAAUAAAGCCUACCUCAACGCUAAAAGUAAAUUAGAGUAUUAAGGCAGUGGUGGUGCUAUCUUCUACACAUGUAAUUCUGAUACACUAAAUUGCUAGCUUUAAUUUGCUGGGACCAAUAAUUUCAAAAGCAAUUAAGCGAGAAUCUAAGGAGGAGCUAUAUUUUGGGAUUAAUUAGAGCCUGUGUUCAAUCAAAAUAAUUUAGUCUUUUCUUAGAAUUAAGCUACUUAAUAUGGAAAUGAUAUAGGAAGUUAUUCAUAAGAUCUGAUAAGUGUUAGUUAUUAAUAAUAUGCUCUACAUAUGUAAAAACUUGGCUAUUAGAUAGAAUCAAGAAUGCUAAAUAACUAAUCUGAUUUAGGCAAAAUUACUAGUAAUUAAAUUGAGAAUUAAAGAAGUGGUGGAGAAAUAAAAACUUUAUACCUAUCUAUGUAAGACAAGUAUGGAUAGAUAGUGGGCUCAGAUUUCAGUAGCAAAGUAAAAGCUUCAGUUUAAACAUUAAAUUUGGAUUCUAAUUAGUCAAAGUAUCCACCUUUGAUUGAGGGUAGUUAUAAUUUCGAUACAUUUGGAGGAAUAUCAGUAAUUUAAAAUAUGAAAUUCGUAGGAAACCCUGGAAGUAACUACACAUUAGUAUUUUCAACUAAUGGCAUUGAUGAGAAAAAAUUCUCAAAUUUGUAAGCAAUGAAAUUGCGGAAUACUAGUGAUUUGAAUCUUAAAUUGAGUAUAAAUCUUUAACUGUGUGAAAUUGGUGAUUAGUUUACUACUGCUGGUAAGUGUGAACUAUGUAAAGGUGGCUAUUCUCUUUAAAGAAUGACAGAGCCCGGGACAUGUGAUAUAUGUCCAAUAGAAAAAGCUAUAUGUUUAGGAGGCUCUAACAUAGGUCCAUUACCAGGAUUCUGGAGAAAGAGUAAUUAAUCAAAAAAUUUCAUAACUUGCCCAAAUUAUGCUGCAUGCCUCGGAAUGGUACCUCCUUAAAAUAAUCCAAUUGGGUCUUGUGCUUCUGGCUAUCAAGGAAUAUUGUGUUCUAUAUGUGAAGAAGGAUUUUCUAGAGAUGGGGAAAGCAUUUGCUCAAAAUGCCCUGAUCCUAUAUUGAACUCAAUAAGACUAUUAGUGAUUUUUCUUGUCGUCAUUCUAUUAGUGAUAUUAAUGAUCAGGUCUACAUUAGUGGGUGCCUAAGAUAAGAAUAAUAUCACUAACAUAUUUCAAAAGAAUGUUCUCAACCAUUUCUAGUUAUUGCUAAUGACCGGCACUUUCGAUUUCUAAUGGUCAUCUAAUAUUUUGGGAUUUUUUUCUUAAACAAACAAGGUUGCUACUGCUUACACCUAAAUAUUUAGUUUUGAUUGCUUUUUAAAAGAGAGGAUCAUCACUAAUAAUUCAACUGGGAUAUAUCAAACAUAUCAAUAAGAUUUGAGAAUAUUUUACUAGAAGCUGAUAUUAAUAGCAAUUUUGCCAUUUGUUUUGACAAUUUCUUGCUAUUUAAUAUGGAAAAUCAUACAGAGAAUUAGAAAGGACAUUUAACAAGUUAAUGAUAAGAUUGUAGCGAGUUUAGUUAUAGUUCUAUUCCUUGCUCAUCCUAGUUUAGUAACACAGUCCUUCUCAAUUUUUUAAUGUAAAGAUAUCGAUGAUGAAUCUCGACUACGACUUGAUUUAGAAAUUCAAUGCUGGGAUAAACAGCAUUCUCUAUUUAGCUAUUUCAUUGCUUUGCCAACAAUUAUCUUAUGGGGACUUGGAAUACCAUUUUUUGGUUUAGCUAUCUUGAUAAAAGAAAGGAAAAGUCUAGAUCAAAUAUAAACUAGACAAAAAUACGGUUUUCUUUAUCGUGGAUAUAGAAUAGACUUUUAUUAUUGGGAAAUAGUCAUCAUGUAUAGAAAGAUACUUAUCAUUUUUAUUGCAGUAUUUGUUAGUAGUUUGGGUGUUGUGGCACAGGCUCUUGUAAUGUUCUUUGUAUUGAUAAGUUACCAUUCACUUAACGAUCUUGAAUCAUUAUCCCUAGUGACAUCAAUCAUAACAAUCUUUUGUGGAGUAUUCUUCAUUUUAAACAGACCAUAAGCUUGGAUCAGCUAAAACCCAGAUUACUCAGUGGGCUAUUUGCACCUUUCAACUGCCUCAUAAAAUAUUCUUUUUGCAGUGAUAAUCAUUUCAAAUGCUUUCUUCUUUAUCUACUGGACUUUUAAAAUGUAUCAAGAACUAAGAGCUAAAAUAAGAGAGAGAUUCACAAGACUUUACUUAUUUUUCUGUCUUUGCUAGAAAACAAGUAAAUUAGAAAAAGAGCUGAAAGAUCACGAAAUAAUGAGAGAACAUAAUGAGUUAGCAAUAGAGAUGGACAAGCUAUUUAAACAUUAUAAGCAGUAAUUUAAGUCAGGAUAGUUGUAACUUACAAAACAGAAUAUUGAGAAACUUAUUAUUGUUUUUAGUCUGGAUAACCUCAAGAAGAUAGCAUGCGAAGAUGAACUGAAUUAAGAUUAAAUAUAAGCGAAAAAUUCAAAUAGAUCUUAGCAUGUUACAAAGAGAUAGAAGUUUAGUCGCUCUAAAAUGUUUAGUGCUGAAGAGAAAAAUGAGAGAUGGGGGAGUUAAGAUUUGGAUGAUGAUAAUGAUUUUUAAAGCCAAAGACUAGAUUCUAGGAAUAUAAAUAGCACUAAAUAAAUUACCUUUCAAACGUAAGAGAAACUAAUUGAAGAUUUGCAAGAGGAUAUUGGAUUUUCAGAUUCAAAAAGAGAACUAAGGUUGAAGCAUAUUAAUAAAAAUUAGAAACUCUAAAAAGCAGCCACUAAAAUUUCAGAAACAUCAUUAAAAACUGACUCUGAGUAUCAGCAGUCAUCAGUAAUUAUUAGUAGUGUGCAGAGAAGUGAUUCAAAUACUUUCCAUACAAGUAGGGUAUGGCCCUCUUCAACGAUCGGCAGACAAUAGUUACAAUCCUAAUAAAAUGGCUCGAUUAAAAAUACUUCUGAUACUAAAGAAUUAGAUUUUAGAAAAAAAAAUACUCAAAGUGACUGGGAAUCUCAGGAAAGUAAAUUUCGUGUUGGUAAAACUUUUAAUUCUGAAAGAAAAUAUGAAAAGUAGAUGUCAUAAAAUAAUAGACAAGGAAAUGUUAAUGAAUUAAGCGAUAGUUUAUAGUCAAAUGAUCUAAUAUCAAGAAAGAAAAGCUUGUUUAGCAAGACUAAUCCCACAUCCGAUCUUUCAUUAGGAAAAACUAUUAGGGAUUUAAGACAUAUAUAAGAAGAACAACAAUAGCUUGACCAAAUUGUUGAAGAAUUUAAAAAUAACUCAGGGAAAGGCAUUUAUAUUCAACAAAUUUAGGUUAGGAAAUCAAUCAAGAAAUAACUCACUAAGAGAAGUUAUAGAAGGUAAAUAGAUAACUAAGAAGCAUAAGUAAAAACCAAAUUCAAAGAAGCUUAAAGCAAUAAAUCUAGUUAACGACAGACAAAAAAUAAAGACAGUUUAAUUUUUUUAGAGGAAUUUGAGAAUGAUGAAAGUAGUAAUGAUAUUAGACUUAAUAGUAAUGCCAGCCAAUAGAGUAUUAAUAAAUAAGAUUAGGAAGUGAUUCAAACUAAGGAAGAAUAAGAUUAAAACAACUACUAAGAACUUCAAAAUUCCUAUAUUGCACAAUCAUAGCAGUACGAUUCAGCGAUUAAUGAUAUGACUUAAGAUCUAGAUGAUACAUUUUAGCCUCUAAAGCUUUUGAAAGAUUCUCAUGUUUAGAUUAUAGAUGAAGAUGAUGAUUAUAAGCAAUAAAAUAUAAGCUAGGAUCAACUAGAUGGAAUUUUAGAUUUAUCUGAAGAUGAUAUCCCAAAUGCUGAUUCAAAUUAAGAUUUUGAAAGGUAGCAAGCAUGGACUGAUACUUCUGAUAAAAAAGAGGUGUUAGUUAAGUUUGAAGAUUCAAUUAGAAAGAUAAUUGAAGAAGAUAUUAUUAUUUAAGAAGAUGAAAUUUGA